CUAGUUUCGUAAUUCCACACCCACAAACCCUCCACAUAUAUAUAGCUGCGAUCUCAGUUCAUUGAAAUCCCUCUCGCCCUCUCCCCGGCUCCCGAAUCUCCCUGCUUUCUUUUCCAUUGAAAUAGAUCGAGAGCUCAAGUUUCUGUGAUCAUGUUAGUCUAUCAGGAUUUGCUCACAGGAGAUGAACUUCUGUCGGACUCUUUCCCCUACAAGGAAAUCGAGAAUGGAGCCCUUUGGGAAGUCGAAGGAAAGUGGGUUGUUAAGGGAGCUGUGGAUGUAGACAUUGGCGCAAACCCUUCUGCUGAAGGUGGUGAGGAGGAUGAUGGUGUUGAUGACCAAGCCGUUAAAGUUGUUGACAUUGUCGACACAUUUAGGCUACAGGAGCAACCUCCUUUUGACAAGAAGACGUUUGUCGCGUACAUCAAGAAGUACAUCAAGUUGUUGUCGGCCAAGCUCGAAGGCGAGAAGCAAGAGCAGUUCAAGAAGACCAUUGAGGGGGCCACCAAGUUUUUGCUCUCUAAGAUCAAAGACCUUCAAUUUUUUGUGGGGGAGAGCAUGCAUGAUGACAGCACCCUGGUGUUUGCCUACUACAAGGAAGGUGCUGUUGAUCCGACUUUCUUGUACUUCGCCCAUGGCUUGAAGGAGAUCAAGUGUUAAAUGUAUCUGGAAAUUGAUCAAUGUUCUAAGACAAGUUCAGAAUUUCUUGUAGCCAUAGGUUUUCUUAUGAUGUUGGUUUUAUGUGACAUUAGCACUAUUUGUGAGAAUGAACUGAUUUCAUUGGUAUUUUAAUGGUGGGAUCUUCGUUUUUGAUGCCAAUUGCUUUCUAUCCGAAGAUUCUAUUCCACACACUUUUUGGAGGUGAUAUCCAUUGUUAAAUUCAUUAUUCCUUCAACUUAUCAUCUUUUAUGUGGCUACUCUCUAUUUUAGCUUUU
Striga asiatica is the source of this 932-nucleotide messenger RNA. Lineage: Eukaryota; Viridiplantae; Streptophyta; Magnoliopsida; Lamiales; Orobanchaceae. The record is from the annotation of a GenBank genome assembly.